CGCUCUCGCCCAUUCUUCACGGUGAAGUCCGCAUUGAGAGCGACCGAUACGCGAGUUGCUGAUGGUGUGCGCCCCGAGCUCGCUCGUGGAGGGCGCGUUGAAAGAGCGGGUGCUGGCCAAUUGUGGCACAACGCUGGUGUCCGGUUACUGGAUGCCUGCACGAGACGGCCACGCUGGCCAUGCGGCAGAUGACGGUGCAAACAAGGCGAAAAGAAUAAGAGAAAAUGCGUUGAGCGCCUGGUGGAGGAGAGAGCGGUAGGCAGCGUGUGGAAGUCAAGCGGCCUGCUACCAUGUGUUCGCAAGCUUCCUCCCUAAAUAUGGUGGCUCAUAUCCUCCUUCCUCCCUAUCACCUUCUCCCCCUUCCCGACCAUCCAUGGACGACCUUGCCCAUGAAGCUCUCCCUUUCCACUCCCUGAGCCGCAAGCGCAAGGCCGACCGUGACGACCACCAGACCAAGCUGCAAGACGCGUCCUCAUCGUCGGACCCAUCGGCUGCGUGCGAACCCAUGCUCGUCGACUCCUCCGCUACUCCCCGAUGCCCCGCAAAGAGUGCCGACCAUCCUUCUGCGUCCUGGCUUCUCGUCGACACUGACCAACCGAUGGUGCAGUCGUGGCAGACGCCCUCGCCACCGUCUUCUUCGGCAAUGGCGCUCGUGUCGCAGGCCCCGGCGGAGAGCCCAUCACGACCAAAGCGACCCCGCGUCGAGAUUCCUCAGUCUCCAUCUUCAUCCUCUCGGCGUUACCGCAGGGCACAUGGGCUGUACAAUCACUGCUUGCCAUCACCACAGAGGUACGCACGACGCAUCCAUUCUGGCGAUACUCGCGAUACGGGCAUCGUCUCGGCGACCGAGCCAGGGCCCAGCAGAGGAUCCUUGUUGCGCACUAGCAGUGUUCCCUCCACCCCUCGUGCCGUCUCUUCCGUACCCGUCUCGCCUGUGGGCCAUAUCUCGGCGCAUAUACCGUCACAUCAACCGCCCAUCAACCGGGAGACGUUGAAAGAGCUCGACCUGGAAGCCAUCCUCCGGAAUCCUCAGCUCCGUCACGACUUGUUGUUCGAUUCGGGGCUGCAGUUUCGUCCGACAUCCAGUCGUAGGAAGCGCGAUCUCGCUGACAACUACUGGCUCGCGAUCGUGCGAGAGCUGGAGUGCGGAUGUACGUGUUUCACCAUGGACCUGCACGGAAGGCCGUGCGAACGCAUAUGUGUUUGCCGCUCGCUGCCACUGCCAGUUGGAAGAUCUGUUUACGCAUAUACCGCCGAGAACCGCAUAACCGUGCGGGCGCCAUCGCGCAUCCGUCCACUACUGCAGGAGCUCCUCGAGGUGCUUAUAUCCAUCAUUCAGCCCGUCGUCUCCAAGAGCACCGGGGUGUGUGUUCAGCCCUCGUCGCUGCAGCUACAGGUGCAGCAGAAUGUGGCUCAUGUGACAAUGUUGAGGUCGGUAUUGGACGCAGACCUUAUACAGCAGGAGAUCGAUCAUCGCCUCUUUGACCCGUCAGGCGUCUUCCUGACCAUCGGCGACAUCAUCCGGUGCCACUGUGCGCCCAUGCGCGACCAUGCUGUCGACCAGAUGGUUGCGCUGGCAAAGUCCUGCGCGCCAGGUGGAACCGGCACCAAGGUCGACGCUGUCCGUGCCAUCCGAUUGUGCUUCGAGAUAAUGGAGCUCAUGAAGCUGGAUGUUGCAAACCACCAGUUGCAAACUCUGCGUCCGUAUCUCAUACAGACGUCGGCGCAGUAUGAGCUGAAGACGUUCCAGGAGAACAGGCAGGGCGAUCAGCUCUCCCUCGAUCUUACGCGUCAGUGGCUCCAAUCUGCAUAUCAGGAAGUCGCUCGUCGCGUGGAGAGGUCGACCCUGCGUGCAUAUCAGGAUUUCACAAAACUUCCUCAGCGGACGCAGGUUCAGAUAGCUGUGACGACUGCUAUUGUGGACCUCGUGUUCAACCCCCCACCGCCCUCUUCCGCCAUUUCACAUUCAACCCUUUCGCCCUCCACGCCCCGCCCAGCUUCGACUUCUGCACAUUGUGCGCGAUACCCAGAAACCCUUUAUCUCGAUCACAACCGCUUAACGACAUUCACAAAUGAUGCAGCCGACUACGUCGCGCUGUAUAUGCUCCUCAUGCUCUACCGCCAGCUCGUGUUUUCCGGCACGUGCGGACCACACGACUCCGCGAAGGGUGGUGUGAAGGUGGACGAGCUGCUCAAGCUCAAGAAGGAGAUCUGGGAGAUAGGCCCGCCACAUCUCGGAACGUGUUUCCAGGGUGCGCGGCGCGCGAGCCGUGAGUCUUCCCAAGCGAAGGCAGAAGCGGAAGCGGCCAAGUGGCGACAGGAGAUGAGCAAUGUUGUCCUGCAGGUAACGAUGCGUGCUACCAAUGCCCGCCGAACGCCGAGCACGGAACGGCAUGCUCUCACAUGCGCGCCAGACGAACAGGCGGUGAAGCUGGCAUCAAGCUGGGCAGAGUCGAAUCUGCGUCAGGACUCGCCGCUGAGUACUCUCAUGCGCUCGCGAGUACGGGAUCAGGUGCUGGAGGCUACCAUGCAGCUGGUGGUUCCCUCUCUCAAGAAGAGCGAGCCUCAGCUGGAAGAGGAGCCUACCACGACAACCAAUGGUCUCGAACCCCUCAUGCCGGAGAUCAACCACCUUGCGGAGAGGGUGGCAAAACUUGCGUCUAUCCAUUUGAACGUCUACGGCGCGCUCUACGCCCAGCCGAUCUUCGUGCCGGAUUGGUGCGGCAAUGCGCCUUCACCGUGUGAUUAGGCCCAUGCCACAGACAGGGCUCGCGCUCUCGCGUGCCAGAUACCCACUCUCGUUUCUGUCAUUUGAUUGUUUCCUUGCCGUACCGUUCUGCAUACCGAGUUAAUGAAACGAGGACGGCCGUUUGUAAUUAGUCGUACGAUCAUUGGUAAUGAAGAAGAAUUCGACAACGUUUCAAGGGGAUCAUGGGCGAUGAAAGAUUAGGCGACCAUGUAGCGAGCGCUGUUGAACAGAAAGGUGUUCUCACACAGCCUGCACAGAUUUAUUUUUCCACGGGAAACCUG
Molecule: messenger RNA, 3030 nt
Organism: Laetiporus sulphureus 93-53
Lineage: Eukaryota; Fungi; Basidiomycota; Agaricomycetes; Polyporales; Laetiporaceae
Product: Tcp11-domain-containing protein
Exons: 3
Coding region: 374-2749 (791 amino acids)
Source: RefSeq, a predicted model, not a curated record